AUGGGGUCUUCGGCAGAAGAAGAAUAUGCUGCAUUCCUAGAGAAGGUUGAACGGACGAUUUACUUUGACAACCUAUCACCACAGGCUACUGAGUCUGUUUUGAGAACUGGCAUUGAUCAGUUUGCAACUGUCAAAAGUGUCAAGUUUAUUUGCAACUACAAUGAACCAAGGGACAUGCCAAUGUGUGCAUUAGUGGAAUUGGAUUCUGCUUCUAAAGCCAAAGAAGUUAUAUCAUUGAUAUCGCAACGUCCUUUCAUGAUGUGUGGGAUGCCUAGGCCUGUAAGGGCACGCCAAGCUGAAGUGGAAAUGUUCGAUGAUCGCCCCAGGAAGCCAGGCAGAAAGAUAGACUGCCAAUGGUUGAAGCCUGAUGACCCUGAUUUUAAGGUGGCACAGGAACUGAAGCGGCUUACACACAAACAUACUGCUGAAGCUGCGUGCCUCAUGGAACUACAGCUACAAGAAGAAGAGGAGCUUCAUAAGCAGCAGACAGCCACACUAAAGGGAUACUAUGAUAAGUUGAAGAAAAUUGAAAGCGUUAUGGCUGAUGGAACUGCCCGUCGUUUGGCACGCAAGUAUAAUCUGCAUCUUCCAGAUGACUGAAGGAGUUUUAAUAGUUUUCUAUUUUUAGCUUUAGAGUAUCUCCCUA
Messenger RNA from Neltuma alba, 646 nucleotides. RefSeq lists its product as uncharacterized. Lineage: Eukaryota; Viridiplantae; Streptophyta; Magnoliopsida; Fabales; Fabaceae. The coding region runs from base 1 to 600 and encodes 199 amino acids. Gene Ontology annotation, molecular function: RNA binding. The record is from RefSeq and is a predicted model, not a curated record. The transcript has 2 exons.